This is a messenger RNA of Xenia sp. Carnegie-2017, 1616 nucleotides long. Its product is annotated as bone morphogenetic protein 6-like. Gene Ontology annotation, biological process: SMAD protein signal transduction. The record is from RefSeq and is a predicted model, not a curated record. The transcript has 2 exons. NCBI's taxonomy places the organism in Eukaryota, Metazoa, Cnidaria, Anthozoa, Malacalcyonacea, Xeniidae. Gene Ontology annotation, cellular component: extracellular region. The coding region runs from base 204 to 1358 and encodes 384 amino acids. Gene Ontology annotation, molecular function: growth factor activity; cytokine activity.
CGACAUGACUGACAAAAUUUACUGCUGCAGCAUAGUUUAGUCAAAAAACGUGGGAACGCUACCUUAUAAAUCUGUUGAGAGCCCUGUCAUGACCGUUUGAGAGAAAUUUGAAAAUUUCGGACUGCGUUUUAACAAUUCGCUAUCAUAACCAGGGCAUAUAGUUACGUGCGCAAGGAUAACUUGGUUUACUCACAAGAGCAGUUAUGGUUGAUAAACUCCAUUUUAUUGUUUUUUUUCUAUUUUUAUUCCUGGCUCUUUCGAAUGAGAAGGCAACAAAGAAGCAAAAAAAUAAAGUUGAUUCUUUGAGCGCAAUUUUACCUCAUUUAAUGGAAAACGAAAGAUCGCGGAUCAUAAAUUUAACCAAUAGACAUUCAGCUGGGCGCUAUAUGAUGAAUUUGUACCAGAAUAUCGACGUUAACAAUGAUAAUUUGCAAGGUUUUAACGUCUCCAACGUUACAACAACCAAACAAGUUGAAAAUGCAGAUACUAUAAUGGGAAUACUCAAUGAUGAUAGUGACGCAAAACCAGUCAAUUCUAAAAUGAGAAUUAAGUUCAACUUCACAGCAAAAAUUCGCAGAGAUGAAAGCGCAGUAGAGGUGGCCGAACUACAUGUAUACAAAGACCAGCAUAAACGCCCUUGGAUGGCCAACGUAACAUUUCUGGUUGAGUUGUCUGUUAUCACAAGAUCUGGAAACGCAGUCAAACUGAGCAGCAAUCCAGCUAAUUACAGCAUCCAAGGUUGGGAAACACGUUGGAUAGUUUUUGAUGUCACAGACACCGUGGACAAGUGGAUCGUUUCUCCGGGCAACAAUUUCGGAUUGGAACUGUUGGUAACAAUGCAACGUGAAAAGCUUCCCGUACCUCUAAAUCCAGCAGAAAUUGGUUUUAUCGACUUUAAAGGUCCACUUGAAAAGAGACCAUUCAUCGCCAGCUUCUUCAAAGGUGAUCCAACUGACAGAAAAGUGAUAAUACACGCUACAAGUAGAAAACGACGGUCUGUAUUUAGUCAGGCAAAUUUGAAAUAUGGCAACCGAAACAUUCGCAGCCAAUGCAAGAAAAGAUUUCUUUACGUUGAUUUUAGUGACCUGCGUUGGCAGAACUGGAUCAUAGCUCCAGCAGGAUAUGAGACGUCUUACUGCGCAGGAGCAUGUACGUAUGGUUCGUACGACGAAGUUAAUGCCACCAAUCAUGCAAUAAUUCAGUCAGUCGUUAAUAUAUUCAACGCAGACUCUGCCCCAGCUCCUUGCUGUGCUCCUACACAGUUGAAAGCAAUUUCAGUUCUUUACAUCGACGACAAGGAAAACAUUGUACUGAAAAAGUAUCAAAACAUGGCGGUCAAAUCAUGCGGCUGUCACUAAGAAAUAUUUACGGUUACAUUAAGAUUACAAAAUAUGAAUGAAUUGAUGCAGAGAUGCUUUAGUUCUCGUGGUUUGACAAAAGUUAUAAAGAAAAGAGUGUAUUACAAAAAUUUUCUUAUGCAGUUUUAUGAAACAUUUAUUAAUAGAAUUUGGUAGUCGAGUUAUAUAAAGAAGUAAAAACAAGCAAUGUAUACAUCUAUAUAUGCAUAUAGUUAUAUUUCUCUUUGAAUACUAAUAUUCCCAUUGUUCACAUGUUGA